AUGAUGUCAUUCGGGGUCUCACUUUAUUAGACUUUCAAUGCCAUCAAAAAUAAAAAAGAAGACAGAGCGAGGUUUUACCUCCCUCAUGAAUAUUAGUGGCCCAUGCCAGUUAAUUAAAGAAUUUAUGUAGUGUCAUGAAAUAACUACAAAAUAAGACUAUUUGAACACACACAUAUAGAAGAUUUCCGAACUUAAAGUUAACAUGCUAAUAUUCAAGAAGAUGAAUAGAGAUAUGAAAGAGAGAACAAAAGUUUUUUUUAUAAAUACGUCACAGGACUGACAAGGAAAACUGCUAACUAUUGCCCAGUGCAUAAAAAAGCGAAAAAAAGUAGAGAGCAUUUGGUAAGAUAAUUCAUUAAUAGUGUAAAUAUUUUUGGGUGGAAGAUCAUCUUUAUUAAUCGGCUUUGUGCGUAAAUAAUUAUAUAAUAGAAUAGAGUAUACUUUUUGAAAGAAUGCAAAUCCAGACCUGGAUAAAAGAGAAAAUGA
This is a messenger RNA of Paramecium sonneborni, 486 nucleotides long. NCBI's taxonomy places the organism in Eukaryota, Ciliophora, Oligohymenophorea, Peniculida, Parameciidae. The record is from the annotation of a GenBank genome assembly.